GCUUCGGUUGUCUCUGCUUGACCCUUGGCAGAAAUAUCCAACCACAAAGCAUGCAUUAUCUCAAAUUCACCUCCCUCCUUGGCCUUUGUGGAGUCGCACUCGGUGCUUCCAACGCAAAGGCUGCCUCAGGCUGCGGCUCCUCCGCUCCUCCUUUCAAGCUUGGGAAGCUUAGCGAUAACCAAAACAUCACGACCAAGGACGGCAAACGAAGAUACCGCGUCUACCUUCCCCUAUCGUACAAGCAGUCACAGGAGACCCCCGUCAUCCUCUCGUUCCACGGCGCGAACGGAAACAUCGAGAAACAGUGCAAGCUGGACGGGCUGACCGAGGACUGGAGGAACAACAAGUACGUCGUGGUGUACCUGCAGGGCCUGGCCACGCCCGACGACCCCACCAGGACCGCGUGGCAGGUCGACCCGCGCGCCACGACCGACGACCUGGCCUUCACGGCCGCGGUGCUGGACGAGGUCCAGUCCCGGCUGUGCGUCAGGGCGUCGCAGGUCUACGCCGUGGGCAAGUCCCAGGGCGGCGGCAUGGUCAACCUGCUCGCGUGCGACGCCGCACUCAGCGCGCGCGUGGCCGCCUUUGCGCCAGUGAGCGGCGCCUACUACAUCCACAACACCUCGAAAGCGCAGUGCGACCGCAAGGACAGCAUCCAGUUCCCGGACUGCAGGCCCAGCCGCAAGAACAUGCCGCUCAUCGCCUUCCACGGCGGCGCCGACCCCACCAUCCCCUUUGACGGCACCCACCGCCGCGCCACAAACAGCUGCCUGCCCAGCAUCCCGCACUGGAUCAACGAGUGGGUGAAGAGGGAGGGGCUGGACGUGGCGAGCGGCAGGACGACGCCCAUCAAGGGCAGCAAGGACGGCGGGAACAAGACGGUGUGGGGUGGAGGGAGCAAGGGCCAGGUCGAGUUCGUGUACGACGGAGACACGAUCCCGCACGACUGGCCGAGCACGGUGCCAAACAGCGACAACGGGGGCGCGAACCUCACGUCGUUCAACGCCACCGAGUACAUACUCAAGUUCGUGGACGGCAGAAGCCUGUAAGUGCGAUUAGGGAGUAGAUAAACCUGAUUAGGGGCCAUGUGUAGGUAUGUAGGUAAAGGAUAGACUUGAGCAUGUAAUCAAACUGGUAUCUUGCAGAA
Messenger RNA from Gaeumannomyces tritici R3-111a-1, 1147 nucleotides. Its product is annotated as Poly(3-hydroxybutyrate) depolymerase. Lineage: Eukaryota; Fungi; Ascomycota; Sordariomycetes; Magnaporthales; Magnaporthaceae. The record is from RefSeq and is a predicted model, not a curated record. The coding region runs from base 51 to 1049 and encodes 332 amino acids. Gene Ontology annotation, molecular function: feruloyl esterase activity. The transcript has a single exon.